Molecule: messenger RNA, 1127 nt
Organism: Prorocentrum cordatum
Lineage: Eukaryota; Dinophyceae; Prorocentrales; Prorocentraceae
Source: the annotation of a GenBank genome assembly
UAUACAUUGAUCAUGGGCUUGGGAUCGACCCGGCAGCCGGCGUCCCCUGGCACAUGUCCGAGUUCGUGGUGUUGCCGAACGGCGUGGAUCGCCUGGGCCUGCGCGAGGAGGCCUCGCUGCCCAGGGACCUCCAUGCGGCCCUGUCCGGGGUGCGCCGCACGGAGGAUUUCCUCAGGCGGCUGGCCGGGGAGGAUAUCGGCCACGCGCAGAGGGGGGUGCCCCGAGCCCCUCGGGCCAUGGAAAAUUUCAAGACGGGAGGUGUUGCGCUAUUUUCGGCCUCGAGGGGGCCCUUCCUGGGCCCCAGGACCGUAUAAAAAACCAUUCAGAACGAGAAACCAGUCCAAGAGUCCAGAAUUCUGGGAGUCGACGUCAUGAAAGGCAUGACGUCGGGGGUCUGGGUAUGGGGAGGUGGAAGGCUUGAGGCGGCUUCUUAGAGGGCGCGGGCCUUAUUUAUGGAUGCAGGGCCGGCGCCUUCUGCGAAGCAGCCUCUUUCUAAGAAGCCGCCCCCUCUCCCCGUACCCCUUUUGCGCGCGCCGCCAAAGGACGCCAUGCUAGAGAAGUACAAGGCCGGAGUCGAGUACGUUAGCAUGGAGAAAGGCAGGGUGCAGGUGAGCGUGCUCCCGAAGGAGCGGCGCAACCUCCGGGGGCGCAUCCGCGAGGUGCUCCGGCUGGUGGACGAGGGCAGGGCCGAUGCGGAGAUGCUCUACGUGGCGGAGAUGCGGCUGAUGCACGAGCAGCCGCACCCAGUCGGCGGCGAGAAAGUGAAGACGCUCUGCCAGAGGGACGUGAAGGAUGUGCUGGGCCCAUAUGCGUCGUGGUCGUUGUACUGGGACCGCCACGAUGAGGGGCUGUUCGUGGGCAACCCGAAGAGCGGCAAGGGACUCCACGUGGACCAGGUGCUGUGGAGCAACGUCGGGAAGAACUGGCGAGGCCACAAGCUGAUUGCGGCGUGGCCGAAGGGCGAGGUCAGCAGCAGAAUCGCCACGGAGUUCGACGAUGUACUCUUCUUCCCACCCCUCGCCGAGCGGGAACUGGCGGCCCUGCGGGAGGCGGCCAAGGUCGUGCUCGUGCGGCCAGGCGACGUCUACCUAUUGCGAAGGCAAUACGGCCAAUGCCGCCGACCCUGA